Messenger RNA from Aspergillus pseudonomiae, 926 nucleotides. RefSeq lists its product as uncharacterized. The record is from RefSeq and is a predicted model, not a curated record. The transcript has 2 exons. NCBI's taxonomy places the organism in Eukaryota, Fungi, Ascomycota, Eurotiomycetes, Eurotiales, Aspergillaceae. The coding region runs from base 471 to 689 and encodes 72 amino acids.
CUUCAAUCCCCCCCAAAUUAGACGGAUGGUGAGUGAGCUUCCUGAUGCCCGUAUAAUCGACCAAACAACUCUGCCUCCAUGCGUUGGACAGGCUGGGGGCCAUCGCGAAUUUCUCCCAUCAUGUCAGUACCUGGUGGAAAGUCAAACUCGAACGAUGGGGUGAAGGAGCUUUCUGUGGUACUCCCAAGCAUCCGGUGUGAAGCUUUGGAUCCUGUAUAUACUUCCCAGAGCACGUGGGAAGAGAUGUUCUGUUUCCCAGUAAAUUCCACCCGCUCACGCGUGCUUGAACAUUGACCUGGGCAGUGAUAACGCACCGACCAUCUCGCUGGCUAACUUGGUCAGACAACUUGACUGCUUUUAUCAACUGCUAUGGUUGUUAUCGUCACAGGGAUUCUCUUUCCGUCGAGGAAGAGAUUAACAGUUCGUGGGACGUCUUCUCUGUAGCUUCGUUUGGCACUCAGGGGGCACGCAUGGAGCGACGCUGGGCGCUAGUGAUUAUUUGGGCUCUUGGCUUGCCCAGCGGUAGGAAUAUAACGGCCAUGUUGAAUCGAUGGAGUGAUAGCUCACAGAGGUACUUAGAGCCGUGCAACCGAGGCUCGAAUCACCCCCUUGACGAGGUAAUCAUAGGGUUUAACAGGUCUAGAAGCUGUACGGCUGUGGGAUUCCCUGAGGCACGUAGACCGCAUUGAGUCUUAUUGAGUGUAGCUGGAAAUUAGACCCAGAGAUUCAGGAUAGGAGACCUCGCUCAGACUACCCUUUUAAAUAUGGCGGUCUUUCAGGCCAGCAUUGGGAAAUUUAUAGAGAUAGUUGAGAAGGGGGUGAAGAAGCAAGCAGAGGAAUGGCAAGUUGAAUUCUACCAUCUGCUUCUGUGCAUAGAGUUAAGUUUCUGGGCAUAUCAUGUAUCGGGUCGUCAAUAGGAUCUCGGU